Molecule: messenger RNA, 2859 nt
Organism: Condylura cristata (star-nosed mole)
Lineage: Eukaryota; Metazoa; Chordata; Mammalia; Eulipotyphla; Talpidae
Gene: STEAP4
Product: STEAP family member 4
Exons: 5
Coding region: 77-1489 (470 amino acids)
Biological process (GO): copper ion import
Cellular component (GO): endosome; plasma membrane
Molecular function (GO): ferric-chelate reductase (NADPH) activity; cupric reductase (NADH) activity
Source: RefSeq, a predicted model, not a curated record
UCUGGCCCACUGCUGACUCCUUCACGCCGAGGCAGCUGCUCACCUUAACGGCUUUGGAAGUACCUCUCCUGCAGCUAUGGAGAAAACUCAUACAGCUGCAAUUCCUCUUACCAUGAAUUCUUCAGAAAAACAAGAAACUGUAUGUAUUUUUGGAACUGGAGAUUAUGGAAGAUCACUGGGACUUAAAAUGCUCCAGUGUGGUUAUUCCGUUGUUUUUGGAAGUCGAAACCCCCAGAUGUCCAGUCUGCUGCCCAGCGGUGCAGAAGUCUGGAGCUAUUCAGAAGCAGCCCAGAAAUCUGACAUCAUUAUUCUGGCAAUCCACAGGGAGCAUUAUGAUUUUCUCACAGAACUAACUGACGUUCUCAAUGGAAAAAUAUUAGUUGACAUCAGCAACAAUCUCAAAAUCAAUCAGUAUCCAGAAUCUAAUGCAGAGUAUCUUGCUCAGUUGGUACCAGGAACCCUUGUGGUUAAAGCACUGAACACCAUCUCUGCCUGGGCCCUCCAGUCGGGAGCACUAGAUGCAAGUCGGCAGGUAUUUGUCUGUGGGAAUGACAGCAAAGCCAAGCAAAGAGUGAUGGACAUUGUUCGUACUAUUGGGCUCACCCCACUGGAUCAAGGUUCACUCACAGCAGCCAAUGAAAUAGAAAACUACCCCCUGCAACUAUUUCCGAUGUGGAGAUUCCCCUUCUAUUUGUCUGCUGCCCUGUGUCUCUUCUUCUUUUUCUACUCUGUUGUAAGAGAUGUAAUCUACCCAUAUGUUCAUAACAUGGAAGAUAACACAUUUCGCCUGGUUGUUUCCAUCCCAAAUCGUGUCUUUCCAAUAGUAGCACUUAUACUGCUGGCCUUGGUUUACCUCCCUGGUGUUAUUGCUGCCAUUCUGCAGCUGUACCGAGGUACCAAAUACCGCCGAUUUCCAGACUGGCUUGACCACUGGAUGCUUUGCAGGAAGCAGCUGGGCUUGAUGGCACUGGGAUUUGCCUUCCUUCACGUCCUCUACACACUUGUGAUCCCUAUUCGUUAUUAUGUACGGUGGAGGAUAAGGAACCAAACAAGUACCCAGGUAAUACUUAAGAAAGAAAGUCCAUUUAUUGCCUCUACUGCCUGGCUCAGUGAUUCAUAUCUGGCUUUGGGAAUCCUUGGAUUUUUUCUGUUUGUGCUUUUGGGAAUCACUUCCUUGCCAUCCGUUAGCAAUGUGGUCAACUGGAGAGAAUUUCGAUUUGUUCAGUCCAAACUGGGUUAUUUGACCCUGGUGCUGUGUACCGCUCAUACCCUAAUAUACGGAGGGAAGCGCUUCCUCAGCCCUGCAUUUCUCAGAUGGCACCUUCCUUCAGCCUACGCUUUAGCACUCAUCAUCCCUUGCACUGUGCUGGUGAUCAAGUUCAUCCUCAUUCUGCCAUGCAUAGACAAGACCCUCACACGGAUACGCCAGGGCUGGGAAAGGGACUCAAAAUUCUCGAAAUCAGCACUGAAUGGAAAAACAGAUAUUUAAAGCAAAAUUCAAUUUACUUGGACUUAGGACCUAUAGUAUUGCGGGCUUAAAGGAGAAUAAUGGUACAGUUAAGAACGCAUUUUUCUUCCGACAUGGCCUGAAAUUUGUAAACAGAGAAGGAAAUGUUGCCUGACUUGGAAAAAUUAAGAUUGGAAGAGAACACCAUUCUUUCUGUCUUGGGUUAGUGAUGACUUAGUGUAAGUCCCUUCUCUAUCUUUUCUCAGAAGCUGGGGGUUGAAGUCCAGAUUAGCUGUGGUUUUACAUUGCACAAUAAGAAUCUUUGUUUUGGGUAAUAUGUAUGAACUAAUACCUUGCAAAAAUUCAGGAGAAAUAUACACAACUUCCUUCUCUGGAAGUAAAAGAGAAAACAGUAAGGUCUUGGUCACUGUUAAAGACAAAGUUAGGUGUGGCUGAAGAAGAUGGCUGAAUAAAGUAAAAGAAAUAGAUCCUUUAUUGCUUUUUAGAAAUAAAGGUGAUUGAAAGUAUCGCCACACUAAAUUCUAUAAUUAAGUGUGCACCUUAGUUUUGCUUUAACCAAUGUGGAUAUGUAGUAGGAGAAAUAUUUUAUAACAUAACAGAAAUAUCCCAACUGAUUAAAAGUAACCAUGGGCUAGGUAGAUGCAAUUUAUGCAUUUGUCAUAAGAUCCUUCCUUAUGCGGAUAGAUAUAGAAAAGUCUGAGUAUGAGUGAAAUUUUUCACAUGUAUGGUAAUACAUGUGAAAAGCUCUUACACAAAAACUCAAAUAACCCCAAAUUUCACAGAUUAAGCUAAAUAAAUGUGUAAAGUUUGGUGGUCCUUAGGUAUUUUGGCAUGCUUUGUAAAUUACACAUUCCAAACAUUUUUCAAAAUUAAUCAUGUAUGAGAUGCACCUAAUAUUUCCAGCAUCUGUAAUGUGGCAUAUUUUAUUAUAAUUUUAAAUGGUGAAAAUUUAAUAAAAGUGGAAAUUUUAAGACUGACCAAUGCAUACAACAAAAAGACUUACGGGAUACCUUAGACCAGAGAGGUAUGAGCAGUAGUUGUUUUAUAAGAUUUGAUUCUUUCCAAAAUCCUCGAUAGAAUGAGGAUGGUUCUCACUUUUUCUGUGCUGAUAGUUCCAUUUUCAAAAUGCCCUUCAACAGAUUAGCCUGCCUGGCUCAAGCCUGGACCUAAAAGGAGUCUUAUGCACAAUCUUCCCACAUAUGGAAAUAACCAAAAGGCUACUGGUUUGACAUUUCUAUGCAUGCUCUACAAAGGCCGUUUCUUUUUCUAUAUUUUCACUUUUCUCUAUUUUUCUGUAUAUUAUAUCUGACAUUAUACCAAAUGACUAAGAUAUAUUAAAGCUCAACUACAAUCCAAAUAAGUUUUUUUUAUAAAACCUUAUUUUCACUUUA